This is a messenger RNA of Coffea arabica (coffee), 795 nucleotides long. RefSeq lists its product as uncharacterized. The record is from RefSeq and is a predicted model, not a curated record. Lineage: Eukaryota; Viridiplantae; Streptophyta; Magnoliopsida; Gentianales; Rubiaceae.
CAAUAAAGUCGGUACUUGAAGAUAAUUUCUGGCACAUCUAUCAAGAUUUUGAGCGUAAUUUCUUAGCAGCUUGCAAAUUCGCGGAAGAUUUUCUGCAUAGUUACUGCUAAAAACUUGCUAGCGAUCAUGGCCCUGAGGUCCUCGGCUCAAUUGAAAUAUUAUUUCAGUCGCUUGAGAACUGGUAGCGGAAAUUCAGGUUUUGCAACAUCAACCAUUCCCAAAAUGAAGCCUCAUGCCCCAACAGCUGAUAUUCAUACCCAUGAACCAGACAUGAAACUAUGGCCAUUGAAGGCAGAGUUUGUUCCAGUAUACGUGGCACUUGGGUUGAUAGCUAUGUCUACGAGUUUUGGAACAUACACGGCAUUGCAUCAGCUGAAGAGGGCUCCAAAUGUGUAUGUGAAGAAAUCAAGAAGGGAAACCGUACCAGAGGUGGCGGAGCCGGAGCGGGUGGCGGAGGAUGUCGAUCAGUUCAUCAACAAAUCUUUCUUCAGGAAGGUGGCUCAUGUCCAAGAUUCUGACCGCCAAGACACCGUGCCUAAUCCCAUCGCCGGAGAUGUCUAUGCAUGGAAGCCACAUUUCAAAGCGGCAACAUUGAAAGAUGUUGGAGCGGAACCACCGAAAGAUAAACCACCUAAAGAUGCUUGAGCGUAUAGGCUGCGUCCUUGAUCCUGCGGGACAUUUGCUACUACUUUUCUGGCUGUCUGUUGCUCUUAACUUAUAAGGCAAUGAGUUCUAUUUUGAUGCUCGACUGUAAAUUGUUUUGAAUAAUAUGAGAUAAAGGGAUUUUCUUCAGGA